AUGGAAGAUUUUCUUCACAAGAUAGAUUUAAUUAGCAUGUAUCAGCAGUAUCAACAACAAUUCAACAAUGAAUCGUUCAAUGGUGUAGGUGUCGGUAUUGACCCACUCAGCUCACUCUCUUACAACGAUACAUCAUCAUCUGCUUCGUUGUUAUCAGCAAAGAAUGAACUAUCGAUUUCACAGAUUCUUGGUACUUCUACAAGUUCUUUUCUUUCUCAAUUAAAUACACAACAACAACAACAACAAAAUAUUAAUAUUCAACCAGCACAACAACAACAGCAAACUAUUCAACAACAACCAAUUUCAUUACAAACAUCUUCACAAAUCUUAAUGAAUAAUGAUCAAUUGAAUCUGCAACAACAACAAUUGUAUGGUGAUCUAUUCAAUCAGAUCAGUAGUAGCAAUAACCAGUUACCGACUAUUAAUGGUGGCGGUGGUGGUGGUCUUGGAGCUGGCAAUGGCGGUAGUAACAACAGCACCACCGGUUCUUCUGACUUUAGUUUCAUACAAUCACUGAUCCAACAGCAACAAGAACAAUUCAAGAAGAAGCUGGGUGAUCAUGCCUCUCUUCUCUCUGAUCAACAGAUUCAAUUCCUUUUCUUACAAGAGCAACAAACUCUAUUGAAGCAAAUGCUUGAAGGUACCACUGGUUCACCUUCUUCAGAGCAACAAACAACACAACUAAUUCAACAACAACAACAACAAGAUGGAAUACAACAACAACAACAAUUUACACAAUUUCCAUCUCCAUAUCAAUUUUAUCAACAACCUCAACAACAAACACCACCUGAACAACAACAACAACAACAACAACCUCAACCUCCUCAACAAAUACAGCAACAAUCUCCACAACUAAUACAACAACCUCAACAACAACAACAAGAACCUAUAAUUGUAAAUAUAAAUAAUAAUGAUAAUAAUAAUAACAAUAUUUAUAAACAAAAUAUUGGUGAACCAUCAUUAUUACAGCAACAACAACAACAACAACAACAACAAUCACAACAAAUUUCUCCUUUACAGUCUAAUAGUAAUUUUAAUAAUAAUAUAAAUAGUAAUAGUAGUGAUUCAUCUGGUAGUUCUUCACCACCUCAAUCACAACCAUCUCAACAAAGUAAUAUUGAUAAUUCAUAUGUUCUUAAUUUACCAAAUAAUUUUUCAAAUGUACAAACAAAUCCACCACCAAAAACAUUGUUUGAAUAUCAAAUACAACAAGUUCAACAACAACAAGCAGAGAGACAACGAUUGAUUCAACAACAACAACAGAAAAAGGCAAAAGAAGAGGAGGAAGAUCCAAGAAAGAUGAAGUCAAACCAAAACACUGCCAGUAGGAACUAUCGUCAGAGAAAGAAGGAUCACAUCAGCGAGAUCGAACAAAAGGUAAAACAACUUUCACUCGAGAAUGAGCAACUCAGACAGGAGAACACUCUUCUCAAGAAAGGUGAUAUGAGCGAUCUUAUGAGACCUGACGAUGCCUUCAAUGAGGUCAUUCACGAAGUCAAAGCACUCAUGUCUCAACUCGCCAAAGCAAUCAAUGAGAACGAUGAAAAAUCAAUCGAAUACCUCCUACAACUCUAUUAUUACUCUUCACAACUUAGAUCUACAGUGAUUGAAAGAGAAGUUGAAAAGAUUGUUCAUCCUUAUACUCAAGCAAGAUUAGCAUUAAUGGGAUAUAAAUCAUCAUCUGACGCAUCUAUUAUUUGUGGUAGAUCAAUGGCAUCUGCUAUUUGGUGGCCCAAUUUCGUGGAGCAAGUCGGUAUGAAUGAACAACAGCGACAUGCCUCUGAGAUAUUGUGGAAUGAUCACUUGAAGAUUCACAAUGAGUUGAGAGAGGAGCGUGAUGCUCUGGAUCGCGAGAUCAAGGAUUUGUUCCUAAAGAAGUUGGUUAUUUGUGGUGCCUGUGAUUUUAGUGAUCGUGCCUAUCAAGCGGAUCGUCCAAGAACACCAAUCUCACCAAACAACGAUAUUCUCAGUGGAAUCUCAACACCGAUGCCACCGACUCCAGACUCUGCUUCAUCGUCACCGCAGGCAAUAAGUUUGUCGUCGCCAUCGCUUGACUCACCGAGAAACGAUCAUUUUGUGCAGCCACCAUACCACCGUCGCACUCCAUCGUUAGUUGCCGCCAACAACAGCUCCGCCAGCAUCUCUGACGUGCCGCAAUUCACUGACAAAGGAUCGAUCAACAUAUCGGAGCUACUCGAUCUCACUCGCAAACUCGAACAACUCAAAAAGAACUUUGUCAAGCACCGUAAUUUGAUUUGCGAUACCGAUUUGGUGCUCUCGACCAUCCUCACACCGAUUCAACACGCCAAGCUCAUCCUACGCUUGAACAGUGUCGCUUGCUACGACAUUGGUAUCGUCGACACCAUCACACAGGUCUGGGGUACCAUUCACAAGUCACACAAGGACGGAACCACCUUUAUCCAACGACUCCUCCCGAACGAAGAUGGAAAAUCGAUGUUCCUAGAGUCGAUGCAAAACAAGAUCAAAGCACCGCCACAAAACCAGAACUAUCAAAUUGAGAACCUCCUAUCGACCUACGAGAAUCUCUAUCAAAAUAUAUAUAAUAUACCACCACCUCCAUUGCCAUCGAUCGAUCCAAUUAGAACAAGUUCAGGAUCACCCAUUGUUCAAUCUUCUCCACAACUUUCUCCAAGUUCUAGUAAUACCAAUAUAUCAUCACCUAUACAACAACCACAAAAUAUAAUUAAUGUUGAUUUAUUACCAAAUAAUAAUAAUAAUAAUAAUAAUAAUAACAAUAAUAAUAAUAAUAUUCAACAACAAGCACCACCUUUAACUAAACAACAACAUUUAGAUAUUUUAGAAACUAAUAAUCAUCAUCAACAACAACAACAACAAAAUCAACAACAUCAUCAUCAUACUUCACACCAACAACAACAACAACAACAACAACAAAUACCACCACAACAAACAUCACCAAAGAAGAAGGCAAAAAAGUUCCAAUGGUAUAAUUAUAAUCUCCCAACAAAAUAA
Messenger RNA from Heterostelium album PN500, 2991 nucleotides. RefSeq names its product bZIP transcription factor (gene dimA). Gene Ontology annotation, cellular component: nucleus. Lineage: Eukaryota; Evosea; Eumycetozoa; Acytosteliales; Acytosteliaceae. Bases 1 to 2991 code for a protein of 996 amino acids. The transcript is spliced from 2 exons. The record is from RefSeq and is a predicted model, not a curated record. Gene Ontology annotation, biological process: regulation of transcription by RNA polymerase II. Gene Ontology annotation, molecular function: DNA-binding transcription factor activity; transcription cis-regulatory region binding.